Molecule: messenger RNA, 1317 nt
Organism: Tripterygium wilfordii
Lineage: Eukaryota; Viridiplantae; Streptophyta; Magnoliopsida; Celastrales; Celastraceae
Product: probable fructokinase-4
Exons: 4
Coding region: 78-1064 (328 amino acids)
Biological process (GO): fructose metabolic process
Cellular component (GO): cytosol
Molecular function (GO): fructokinase activity
Source: RefSeq, a predicted model, not a curated record
UCUAACAUACAGGUUUGGUUCUCUUCUGAUCUUCCUCUCUAUCAUCUCUCUCUAUCAAUUGAGAAUCAUCAAAAUCAAUGGCUUCAAAGGCCGGCGAGUCCAGUGGCUCUCUGAUCGUCAGCUUCGGAGAGAUGUUGAUCGACUUUGUGCCUACGGUUUCCGGCGUCUCACUGGCGGAGGCACCGGGAUUUCUCAAGGCUCCAGGCGGCGCACCGGCUAAUGUUGCAAUCGCCGUCGCCAGACUCGGAGGUCAUGCGGCCUUCGUCGGUAAGCUUGGCGAUGACGAGUUCGGACGUAUGCUCGCCGGGAUCCUCGAUGAGAACGGUGUCAGCACGAAAGGGAUCAACUUCGAUCAAGGAGCCCGCACUGCCUUAGCGUUCGUUACUCUACGCGCCGACGGAGAGCGUGAGUUCAUGUUUUACAGGAAUCCUAGCGCCGACAUGCUCUUGACGCCGGAAGAGCUCAAUCUCGAGCUCAUUAGAUCCGCGAAGGUGUUCCAUUACGGGUCGAUAAGCUUGAUUGUGGAGCCAUGCAGAUCAGCACAUCUGAAGGCAAUGGAGGCCGCAAAAGAGGCCGGUGCAUUGCUCUCUUACGACCCGAACCUGAGGCUGCCGCUGUGGCCCUCACCGGCGGAGGCGCGUGAGCAGAUAAUGAGCAUCUGGGACAAGGCGGAGGUGAUCAAGGUUAGUGAUGUUGAGCUGGAGUUCUUGACAGGGAGUGAUAAAAUUGAUGAUGCGGAUGCUUUGUCUCUGUGGCACCCCAACUUGAAACUUCUUUUGGUCACUCUUGGUGAGAAGGGUUGCAGAUACUACACCAAGAACUUCCAUGGGCAAGUAGAUGCUUUCCAUGUGAAAGCUGUAGAUACAACAGGAGCAGGUGAUGCAUUCGUUGGAGCCUUAUUAUGCAAGAUAGUUGAUGACCAAUCUGUAAUUGAGGACGAAGCAAGGCUGAGGGAAGUAUUGAAAUUUGCAAAUGGAUGUGGUGCCAUUACAACUACCAAGAAGGGAGCCAUUCCUGCUCUUCCAACCGCAUCCGAGGUCCUCAAUUUAGUCAAAGGGGCUUAGAUGCUUCUUCUUCUUCUUCUUUUUCCGUUUUUUUAAAGCUAUUCUUCUUAAACCUUAUCUUUUCUCUCUAUUUUUCUCUUCUGGCUAGUCAAUGGGGCUUUUGAGUCUCUUUUAGUGAUUGAAAACUCGUGGGUUUUCGUUUAACUGAAUAAAUUUUGAUUUGGGCAUUUCUGAAAGGUCAAUGGUCCAGAGCUUUAUAUGUUGCAAUACAUAAUUUAAGGGAAAAUAAAAUGAAAAUCCAUUGGAAGAACUA